CUAUAGGAAUGUUCGCCGAAGCGUACUGUGACGUCACGAUUCGGGCAUGCGUGUAAACUGGUUGGCAGAACCAAAAAUUGAUAAUGGCGCUUAGUAUGAAGAAGUCUACCGAUAACGAUAUUUUAUCAACAUAUGCGAACUCUUUGUCAGAAGAAGCGAAAAGGAGAUAUACGGUAAAGUUGCUGUACAACCGUGGUACCUGUUCUCUGCCUGAUCCUUACCAUUUAACGGAGAAUUGGAGCCGAAGCCCAGAUACCUGGCCAGAUCUGACGUUCGGUGAUAUUUACCUGUACCUGAUCGACACGCCAUCUUUGUUUACAAAGGAGUCUAUGAAGGCCUACAAAUCAUUAGAUGCUUACAAGUACGUAUUGAGUGGACAUGUGCAGGAAGUGAUCUCUCAUCAGAUUGACGAGAAUUGUCCAUAUAUGACAUUAAAGACCAAAGUAACACCUUCACAGAGAGCCAGAGACAAACCCCACGAACCAUGGGUGUAUUUGGAGAAGGCCAGUGGAUCAGUGUACUGUGCACACUGCACAUGCAUGGCAGGACUUGGAGAAGUUUGCAGUCAUGUGGCAGCGUUGUUGUUUAAAGUGGAGAUGGCAGUGAAGAUGGCUUAACAAAGUCUAGUUCUACCAGCAAGGCCUGUCAGUGGAAUUGCACAUUUCGAAAGGAGGUGACACCAGCCACAAUUACAGAAAUAUACAGCCAAAUAAAGGAAAACGGACAAAGGAAAUUGAUUCUGUCCAAGCACAUGGCUCAGCACCUCUUCCACCACAAAACAUUCUUCAAGAAUUGUACGCCAUCGCACCAAAUGCUGCCUUUUUCACUUCCUUGAGUGGAAUGACAUCAGUGACUGAUCAAGUUGAACCAAAAUAUCCAAAACUAUUAUCUACCUUAAGACAAGAUGACAUUGAAGGCAACAUUCCCGAUUUGUGUGAAGUAUACCAGUCAUACUCAGUGUCUGCCAGCCAAGUCAGCAACUUGGAGAAAGCAACAAGAAAUCAAAGCAUUAGUCCUUUGUGGUACCAGCACCGAAUGGGAAGGAUCACUGCCUCUAAAGCCCAUGACGUUCUUGUGAGGAGAGACUCAACUUCACCAGAUAACUUGGUAAAACGUGUAGCUGGUUACAGCGUGUAUGGCUUGUCCAAGAAUACUGCUGUGAAAUGGGGUAUAGAUACUGAAGAGGAGUGCAGGCAGGCAUUUGCCAGUCAUCAAAAAGGAAACCACCUGAACUUCAAAUGUCAGUUAUCUGGAUUUGUGAUUGAUCCUGCCCACCCCUUCUUAGGAGUUAGUCCAGAUGGCAUGAUAAGCUGUGAUUGUUGUGGGAAAGGUGUUUUAGAGAUUAAGUGCCCUAUAAACACAGAGAUAUUUCAGUUGAGGAGGCAGCACAGAAGGAUGGAGACUUCUGUCUUGACAAGUCGUUACAGUUGAAGACAAGUCACAGAUACUUUACCCAGGUACAGAUGCAGAUGUGUAUCACGAAAUGCCAGUAUUGUGACUUUGUAGUUUUCACCAAGUGCCAACCAUCUGCAAGCAUGGUGAUAGUACGAAUUUUUGGGAUGAGCAGUUCUGCAGAACAUUGCUGGACAAAUGUGAGAGGUUUAUGAAAACCAUGUCCUAAAGGAACUGUUAACAAGGCAGUUGGAGGAACAGCCCACAUCCUCUGUCCAAGGCGCACCUGACAACAACAACAACAACGAGAGAGGACCACUUGGUGCAUAUGCAAGGAGCCUGAGUAUGGUCGAAUGAUUGAGUGUGAAAGUGAAGGAUGUGUGUACCAAUGGUUUCAUUACCCAUGUGUUAACAUUCGACGCAAACCCCGUGGUCAGUGGUUCUGUGCAAGUUGCAAUACAUGACUGCAAAUUGACUAAGAUAUUGUUCUCAAUUGACGUAUAGUUUUCAUGAUUGUUUUCUUCUUUUAUUUGCUUAUUUCCUGUUCUGUAGCAAAUAAAAUGUAUUUUAUUCCUUUUUAUUGACUUCACUCUGAUGCAGUGGUUAUCAUAUGACUGACAUUUGUCAUAUUAAAAAUGGUUGUCAUCCUCAAACAUAUUUCUUAUAUCCAUAUGAAGAACUUUAAAUGUAAAUCAAUAUUUCAAUGGUUUAAUAAGUGGAAUAAAUCACAACUUUAAAUAAAAGGGUUGUAAUGCAACAGAAUUGAUCAUACAGAUGUCUGAAAGUUCAUUUCCAACUUUGAAGUACAAUUCUUCACUCCCAAUGUUUAAAUAAAAAAAGUCAAUGCAGAAGGAAAU
Molecule: messenger RNA, 2249 nt
Organism: Ostrea edulis (European flat oyster)
Lineage: Eukaryota; Metazoa; Mollusca; Bivalvia; Ostreida; Ostreidae
Exons: 4
Coding region: 84-617 (177 amino acids)
Molecular function (GO): zinc ion binding
Source: RefSeq, a predicted model, not a curated record